AUGAACGGCGAAGAUCCGUCCGAGAGGCCCGACUACAUUGUCAACAUCAUUAAUGGCCUUGAGCGAUACAACCCCGAGGCUGUAGGCACUCUUGAGGGCUACCUCACCGAGCAGUGCGAACAAAAGUACACCGAUUGCAAUGCCAACAGAACGCUCCUGAAGCUGUACCAGCUCAACCCCGACCGCACCAAGGAUGAGGUCGUCACCAACAUCCUGGUCAAGGCCAUGACCCAGUUCCCCUCUUCUCAGUUCAGCCUCGCCAUGCACAUCAUCCACCCCACCGCCGCCGCCCAAGGCGAGCUCGCUGAGGCCAUUGGCAAGCUGCGAUCGCUGAACAACUGGCUCGAGGGUGCUGAAUACGCGCGCUUCUGGAAUGCCGUCGACGGCGACGACCUUGUCGCCGACCUGAUCGCCGACAUCGCUGGCUUCGAAGACAUCAUCCGACAGAAUGUAGCCGUCCUCCUGUCCCAGGCUUACCGCCAGGUCAGCCUUUCUCAGCUGGAGGCAUGGCUCGGACUUGAAGGUGACGCGGCCUCGAAGUACGUCAGCGAGGUGUGCGGAUGGAAGGUUGAGAACGGCGAAGUCAUCAUCCCUAGCAACCCUGAGAACGAGGCCAAGAAGGCCGAGAUCAGGGAGGAUGUUGGUAUCGAUAUGUUCUCCAGGGUCAUUCGGAGGACAUGGGAGGAAACCGCGUAA
Messenger RNA from Verticillium alfalfae VaMs.102, 696 nucleotides. RefSeq lists its product as hypothetical. Gene Ontology annotation, biological process: regulation of translational initiation. Gene Ontology annotation, cellular component: cytoplasm; eukaryotic translation initiation factor 3 complex. Lineage: Eukaryota; Fungi; Ascomycota; Sordariomycetes; Glomerellales; Plectosphaerellaceae. Gene Ontology annotation, molecular function: ribosome binding; translation initiation factor activity. Bases 1 to 696 code for a protein of 231 amino acids. The record is from RefSeq and is a predicted model, not a curated record. The transcript is spliced from 2 exons.